AUGGAACCGCCGCCACGUCCUUCGCUGCCCUCAGGUAGCUCGGCUUCAUUAUCUGGCUUCCAGUCCGCGUCUUCGCUCCCUCGCUCGUCUCAUGCCCCGUCUCUCAGCUCUAAUCGCAACGCGUCUGGCAACCUUCCUCCGACUCCCAAGCAGGCCGUGCCGCCCCCGACCGAGGUGGACAAGGGAGCGAACGUAUUGGGAACCGUCGCGUCUGCCUCUUCUAAGCCCGUGAACAGGCCCGCUGCGAGCAAGAAUGCGAUCGUGUACAGCGUACUUCAGCGACGAAACCCGAUCCUUCCUCUUAUCCGCAACGUGGGGCUUGAGAUCGGGGAUAUCGUGGUCGACUACCAGGUCGGGGCGCAUAACGGCGUGCUCUUCUUGAGCCUGAAGUAUCAUCGCCUGCACCCAGAGUACAUCCACACCCGUAUUGAGAAGAUGAGAAACGCCUACAACCUUCGCAUUUUGUUGGUUCUGUGUGACAUUAACGAGCAUCAGCAGCCCCUUCGCGAACUUAGCAAGGUCGCGGUCAUCAACGAAAUGACGAUUCUGGUGGCGUUCUCAAGCGAGGAGGCGGCACAGUAUUUGACAACACUCAAAGCCUAUGAACAUAAGUCGGCGGACACGCUGAAGGAAAAGGUGCAUCAGACCUACCCUUCACAGCUAGAACACGUCCUUACAAGUGGCCGCAAGGUCAACAAGUCGAAUGCAGAGGCCAUCGCAGCUCAGUUCGGGUCGUUCCACAACAUCGUCAGGCAAUCCAACCACUCACUCAGCGCCGUCAAAGGUCUGGGCAAGGUCAAAAUUGUCUCCCUCCUCGACGCAUUCAACAAGCCCUUCGUGGCAGGCCAGGGAGCGACCUCGCAAACACGUAUGGCGGUCACCACCCUGACGCAAAACGCGGAGUCCGAAGCUGUAGUCACGACAAAAGCCCCAGUGGACAAUGGUAUCCAACCCGCCCAAUCUCCAGACUUCCGGCCGCUAACCCCGCCGACGCCCACGCGGCCGCGAGACCAAGGGCCAAGCCGGUCACCAAGUUUAGAGCCAGAUGAUUCUACGCGUCAGCAGAGCGAUAGUGUGUGGCACGACCCACUCGACGACGACGACGACGACGACGACGAGACGGAGGAUGUGCGUAUUUCGAAGCGACAGCGCGUGUGA
This is a messenger RNA of Cutaneotrichosporon oleaginosum, 1158 nucleotides long. RefSeq lists its product as uncharacterized. Lineage: Eukaryota; Fungi; Basidiomycota; Tremellomycetes; Trichosporonales; Trichosporonaceae. Gene Ontology annotation, cellular component: nucleus; nucleotide-excision repair factor 1 complex; ERCC4-ERCC1 complex. Gene Ontology annotation, biological process: mitotic recombination; UV-damage excision repair. The record is from RefSeq and is a predicted model, not a curated record. Gene Ontology annotation, molecular function: damaged DNA binding; single-stranded DNA binding.